Penaeus monodon (black tiger shrimp) is the source of this 1815-nucleotide messenger RNA. Its product is annotated as MAM and LDL-receptor class A domain-containing protein 1-like. NCBI's taxonomy places the organism in Eukaryota, Metazoa, Arthropoda, Malacostraca, Decapoda, Penaeidae. The coding region runs from base 1 to 1815 and encodes 604 amino acids. The record is from RefSeq and is a predicted model, not a curated record. The transcript is spliced from 11 exons. Gene Ontology annotation, cellular component: membrane.
AUGUCGGGCAGGGGCGGCCAGCGAUUACAGGUCGUUCUGGACGAGGAAGAACUGCUUUUCGACCGAGAGAACACCAACAUCUUCAGCGACGAGUGGCUCCAAGGGACGUAUCAGUGGACUUCGGUGGAGACGAUGCCUUCCCGAGUCAACCUCACCCUCCGAGCCGUCGUGGGAAUCCCCCAGGACAGCACAACGACGUACCACGCAGUAGACGACGUGGCAGUGUUCGCGGGGGAGUGUCCGACCGUCCUCUCCACGUGCACGGUCGAGGGCGGGGACACGUGCGGCUGGUCCAACACCUUCGCACACGACGACAUGGACUGGCUGGUGUUCGCGGGCCCUUCGCCCAGCUCUCCUGACGCAGGCCCGUCCUUCGACUACACACUCGGGGACAGCGACCCCCUCGGAGGACACUACCUGGUACUCGACUCCCACGAGGCCGGGGAACACCGCAUGGCCGCCCUCCGCUCGCACCUCCUCCCUGGCCACGGCGCCUACUGCCUCUCCUUCUACUACUUCAUGAAGGGCUCGCACGUCGGUCGCUUGGAAGUCAGGACGUGGAGCUCCGUCGGGGGCUUGUCCGGGAGUGAAAAGGUCGUCUGGGUUCUCUAUGGCGCCAGAGAAGGAACGUGGCAGUACGGGUCCGUUGGCAUCACAGCUGAGGAGGACGUCUGGAUUGCGUUCCAAGGGAGUGUGCUGAGUGCCGGCGGAGGCGACAUCGGCCUGGAUGACAUCACCGUCAGCAAGGAAGCGUGCGGAGUGCAGCCGCCUGAAGCUGAGGUGUCUCCCUCUGAGCCGCCAGAGACAGAACCACCGGUCAUAACGGAGUGGAGCUGCGACUUCGAGGACGAGGGCGACUGGCUGUGCGGCUUGAGAGAGGUCGCAGGAGGGUGGCAGGUCAAGGCAGGCUGGGACGCGGCCGAGGGGACCAACCCGCCGCUCGACCACACUACCUCCUCUGGUGAUGGCCACAUGCUGUACCUGCCUGGCUCUAAAACCGAACAAGCCAAACUGGAGACACCUUCCCUUGGAUUCUCCGGCGACAGCGAAGCCUCCUGCCUAUCGCUGUGGUAUCGUAUUCCUACUUCAGACGCUGGGACACUGAAAGCUUUCAUGAAGGACUUCAAUAAAGAAGACAACGUCCCAGUUCUACAGGUGGAUGGGAGUUGGGGGUCGAAGGAUUGGCUCUAUGCCCAGACCUGGCUCAACCCAACGACCUCAGGCCAGUUCGAGGUUCGCUUGCGCGGAGAACCCGGAGGAGCCGAAGACGCCGGAAUAGCUGUCGAUGACGUCAGAAUAACAGCGGGCUCGUGUCCGUGGCUGCGACAGUGUGAGUUCCAGGACUCCACUUGCCUGUGGGAAGUGGAGGCCCGGGAGGAGAGCUUCCAAUGGACAGUAACGACGGGACAGGACAGUCACGGACCUGAAAAAGAUCAUACCUUCAACGAGAACUCAGGAGGCUAUCUAACGGCCUACACCAACGGGACGACGCCGGGGGUUUCCAGCACACUCAAGAGCGUCACUCUGCCCCCCUCAGCCACCUGCCUCAACUUCUGGUGGGCCAUCAGUGGACCUGGCGUUGGGACGCUACAGAUCCUGCUAAAAGGCGUAUCAUGGGAGUCUUGGAAGGUCGUUUGGAGUCUGGAUAACCCAACCGACGGCGACGCUGGAGCCCAGGGAGAAUGGCACCCCGGGAGUGUCCCUUACAACCACACUGACUCGGGCCUUGUCCUGGCGUUCCAUGUGAUCAACCAUAAAAAGAACUCUGGUUGGAUAGCUCUGGAUGAUGUGGCUGCUCCUCCUCCUCCGCAGUAA